GGCGGAGGGAUAUAUAUAAAACCACAACAUCUAGGUCACUAGUUACUUUUUCGUCUCAGAGAGCAGAUAGGCUAGACCGUAUACCGCCAAGAAAAAUCCGAAAAUGGCAGACCAACUCACAGAAGAACAGAUUGCUGAAUUCAAAGAGGCAUUCUCCCUGUUUGACAAAGAUGGGGAUGGGACCAUCACAACCAAGGAGUUGGGCACUGUGAUGAGGUCACUUGGACAGAACCCUACAGAGGCUGAACUUCAGGAUAUGAUCAAUGAAGUGGAUGCUGAUGGUAAUGGGACAAUUGAUUUCCCAGAGUUCUUGACCAUGAUGGCCAGGAAAAUGAAGGACACAGAUAGUGAAGAAGAAAUUCGUGAAGCAUUCCGUGUUUUUGACAAAGAUGGUAAUGGUUUCAUCAGUGCAGCUGAGCUGAGGCAUGUGAUGACCAACCUGGGUGAAAAAUUAACAGAUGAAGAGGUUGAUGAAAUGAUCAGGGAAGCAGAUAUUGACGGUGACGGUCAAGUGAAUUACGAAGAAUUCGUGAUAAUGAUGACCGGCAAACAAUAACAAAGACAUCUACGUGCUGGAGCAUGUGCAGUACUUUGCUCUUCAACUAUAUAGACUGAAAACGCCACCUCAAAUUCUUGCUGGUUGUUAUUUUGUAUACCGUGGUUUAUCAAUGCUGCACUGACACAGACUUGGCUUCUCUAUCAAACGCUCAUGAGCAGCGAGAAUUUUACAAUUGAAAAGAAAAUGCAGCUAAAAAGGGUAUUUCAAACUUUCAUAAUGACGUUUUUAUCGAAGGAUAAAGAGUAAGAUUUCGGAUUAUGUGCAAUUAGGUUACGUGGUAGUUCAAUCACUGCCGACUACUAAACGCAUGUGACGAAGUUGGAGUUCUUGCGGAUUUCAAGCGAUCAUGUUUUUUUUCUCAUCGUUUUCUGCCUGAAAUUCAUUUUUAAUGGCAACUGUUUUAAAACCAGAAUAAGGAAGUCAAAAUCUGUAAAACGUGUGUCAAUACGACUUGAGAUGAAAACGCUAUUUUGAACUUGUUUUUUAUAUCCAUUCCAACAUCUGAUACAAAAGGAAAUACUUUAUGCCCGGAAGAAAGAAAAUUUUGCUAAAUACUUUUGAAUUUGUGCAAAAUCUGCACAGCAUUUUUCUUUACAAAAUGGUAUUUGAAACGGUCAUGUAAACAUGAUGUCCAACAAGUAGACCAGGCUGAAACGAAGAAAUUUUGAAAUCAAUGUGUGCCACUCACUGAAAAAAUUACAAUUGAAAUUACCAAUUUUAUCCUUAAAAGUUUUUGUAAUUGCUAUAUUUGCAUGUGGCUUAUAAAACACGCUGUACUCCGAAAAAAACUGGAACCACAAGAGCAAGCUCUAGACUCUGGAAGCAUGAUUACUGAAGAAGCAUAUCCUAUAUUGCUUAAGUUUUGGCUACAGUAUGACAUCAGUUUUGAUUUCUUAUGAUUUUCCAUUUCAUUGAAAAUGAUGUACAUAUCUCUUUAAUUAUUAGAACCGAUAAAUCUCUUUUAUUAAAGA
Messenger RNA from Lingula anatina, 1530 nucleotides. Its product is annotated as calmodulin-alpha. Gene Ontology annotation, cellular component: myosin II complex. Gene Ontology annotation, molecular function: calcium ion binding. The record is from RefSeq and is a predicted model, not a curated record. NCBI's taxonomy places the organism in Eukaryota, Metazoa, Brachiopoda, Lingulata, Lingulida, Lingulidae.